UGGAGCCGCGCACUAGAUCGGCGGAGCAGCAGAGCCGGCAGCAGCUCUCGUGGAUGUGGCCCCUCUCGGGGAGCUGGAGGCCCUCCAGGGCUCACUGAGGAUUGCACCUGCUCUUUGCACUGGGGACAUUAUUGCAUUGAAGGCAGCAGAAGUUUGCAGAAGUGACCCCCCUGCCUAACCAUGGGCUGCUUGCUGACUCUCUCCCUCCUCCUUGGUGGCAUCUCCUCUAUACUUUGUGUGCCAGAAUGUGGUAUUAUGGAGAUGAUCGACCAAAAACGGAGUGAAUGCGAAAACCAUCAGGACUAUAACAACGAGACCUUAGCAUGUCCAAGAACGUGGGAUAACAUCACUUGCUGGCCAGCUGCAGCAGAAGGAGAAAUGGUGGUUCUUCCUUGCCCAGAUUACUUUAUCCUUUUUGCUUCUGGAAAAGGAAAUGUCUCCAAAUACUGCACAAACGAGGGCUGGUCUGAAAUGAAUCCAUCCUAUAUGGUCGCCUGUGAAUUCUUCGGUAAUGAUUCCAAGACAGAUCAGCAGAAGGCUUUCUACGCCAUAGUUCAGACUGGAUACACCAUUGGACACAGCGUCUCCCUCAUCUCGCUGACCGCCGCCAUGAUCAUCCUCUGCCUCUUCAGGAAGCUCCACUGCACAAGGAACUACAUUCACAUGCAUCUCUUCAUGUCAUUUAUCAUGAGAGCCAUCGCCGUGUUCAUCAAGGACAUUGUCCUCUUUGAAAGAGGCGAGUCAGAUCACUGUUCCGAGGGUUCGGUUGGAUGUAAAGCAGCCAUAGUGUUCUUCCAGUACUGCAUCAUGGCCAACUUCUUCUGGCUGCUGGUGGAGGGUCUCUACCUUCAUACACUCUUGGUCAUCUCUUUUUUCUCGGAAAGGAAGUAUUUCUGGUGGUACAUCUUGAUCGGAUGGGGAGCCCCGACUGUAUUCAUCACCGCCUGGACGUUCACCAGGAUAUAUUAUGAUAACGCUGGAUGUUGGGACACGAUUGAAUCCCCGAUUUGGUGGUGGAUCAUCAGAGGUCCCAUUUUGGUCUCCAUCUCGGUCAAUUUUAUUCUUUUCAUCUGCAUCAUCAGAAUUUUGGUUCAAAAAUUACAUUCGCCCGACGUGGGAAGAAAUGAACACAGCCAGUAUACGAGGCUGGCGAAGUCCACUCUUCUGCUGAUCCCUCUCUUCGGAAUACACUAUAUCGUGUUCGCCUUCUUCCCAGACACCUACAAGAUGGAGGUGAAAAUGGUCUUCGAGCUCGUUCUUGGCUCCUUCCAGGGUUUCGUGGUGGCCAUUCUGUAUUGUUUCCUAAAUGGAGAGGUUCAAGGAGAGCUAAAACGUAAAUGGCGAAGAUGGCACCUCGAGAGGUGCCCAGGAAAGGAUACGAAAUAUCACCACCCUUCAGUGGGCAGCAACGGGACCAACUUCAGCACUCAGAUUUCCAUGUUGACCAAAUGCAGCCCGAAAACCCGAAGAUGUUCCAGCUUCCAAGCAGAAUUUUCUUUGGUCUGAUGUAUGAAGGAUCGCUCAAAUGACUUCAGUACAAAACAUUUUGCCAAAUGUUGACGUCACCUCCUUGAAGUGGAUUCGGCGGGAAGCCUGAACACAUGCACUCUUUUGAAUUGCACUUUACGGGGUUAACGUAACCUCCCUUACACUCUUCUCCACCAAGUGAAUCAUUCAUGAAACAAGACUUGGAGCCUCGGUGGCUUCAUACUGGAAUGUCUUACAACAAUUUCUUGAGUGAGUUUAAAAAAAAAAAAGAGUUUUGAGAAACUGAAUUUUCCAACAAAAAAUCAGAAACAAAAAGUUCUAAAUGUAUUUAUUUAAUCUUCACGUCUGAGCGCGAAAAAAAUAUCCUCAAGAAAAGAUGUAAAUGGACAAGCGGAAUCAAGUCAGGACUGAUAAGCUAAGGAACGAUCCCACUGGGUUUUCAGGCCCAUUUUAUAUUUAAUGUAAAAAUAUAAAUAGAAAAAAACAUUUUUGUAAAUCAAAUCUUGUCGAUAGACAUUUCAGAAAAUGCACAAGACGUUUUACAAAAUAUCUCUAUUUUCUUUUCUUUUUGUAAUUCUAUGUAUUUUUUUAUUUUUUUUUUCGUAUAGUUUUCUCCCGCACAUCUGACUGGAUAGCAUUUAUGGCUCCCCGGUGUCAUCAGUUGGGUUGAUCAUGGAGCUUAGUAAAAAAUUUUUGCUGUUUUUAACUUUGAGAGCUAAUUUAGUGUAUUCCUAGAUAGUUUUUUUUUUGGAUUCUUGUUUAAUGAAAAAAAUAUGUGCCAAAAUACUCCCAGAUAUAAAUAUUUGACCCUGUGUUAACGCCAAACUAAAUGUCCGAAAAGAGAAAAAAACUUUAUUUUUUACAGAUCUUUAAAAUUAUCUAAUAAGAUAUAUAUGAGAAGCUGCACAGUUUAUCUCCAGGAUGUAGAAGGAGCCAUAUUACCCUUUAGUUCAGAUUUAUGGUGCAUUCAUUGUAAUGCUUAAAGGAGCGGUACCACCUCACGUGUGAUGAAAUUUAUCAUGUUGUAGAUCUAUUUCUGGUUGGAAUGAGAGCUCCGCCAUUGCUGCGACACAAUUCCUUCAAUAGUUAUUACACGUUACAUUAUUUAAAUUGCAGUACCACCUUUCGCCACUGCUGUUUAUCAUAGACUUCAAUGCAACAGCGCCCCCAGCUUUGACUUGUUCUUUGAAAUAGAAUAGGUUCGGAAUAAAAUAUCCACCAGA
Bufo bufo (common toad) is the source of this 2711-nucleotide messenger RNA. Its product is annotated as vasoactive intestinal polypeptide receptor-like. Gene Ontology annotation, molecular function: vasoactive intestinal polypeptide receptor activity; G protein-coupled peptide receptor activity; peptide hormone binding. NCBI's taxonomy places the organism in Eukaryota, Metazoa, Chordata, Amphibia, Anura, Bufonidae. The transcript has 13 exons. The coding region runs from base 181 to 1506 and encodes 441 amino acids. Gene Ontology annotation, cellular component: plasma membrane. The record is from RefSeq and is a predicted model, not a curated record. Gene Ontology annotation, biological process: cell surface receptor signaling pathway; adenylate cyclase-modulating G protein-coupled receptor signaling pathway.